AUGGCCUGCAGGUUUCCUGGGGCGGACUCUGUCGAUGAGCUAUGGAACGUCAUUGAAUCUGGCAAGUCGCUUUGUCAAGAGAUACCGGCCGAGAGGUUUUCGACAAAUGGUCUUCGGCGAACUCCUCAGGUUCAGAGAUUUUUUGCCAACCUUAUCAAUGACGUUGACGCCUUUGACCAUCGCUUCUUCCGAAAAACAAGUAGAGAGGCAUCUUCAAUGGAUCCACAACAACGCCUUCUGCUCGAGGUCGCCUACCAGGCUCUGGAGUCUGCAAACUACUUCAACGGUCCUAAGCCACCUAGCAAGGAUGUCGGCUGUUACAUCGGCGUGUGCGCAAACGAUUAUGCUGACAACGUCGCAUCGCACCCACCCAAUGCAUUUUCGACACUGGGAACACUCAGAGCGUUUUUGGCCGGAAGGAUCAGCAACUUCUUUGGUUGGACCGGCGAAUCAUCCACGAUCGACACUGCAUGCUCCUCAUCGGCUGUGGCUAUCAACAAAGCAUGCACCGACAUCAUUGCUGGGAAAUGCACAGCUGCUUUAGCUGGAGGCGUCAAUGUCUUUACAAGCCCCAACUUUUUCCAGAACCUCAAUGCUGGAAAGUUUCUUAGCACCACGGGUCAAUGCAAGUCAUUUGACGCAAAAGCUGACGGCUAUUGCAGAGGAGAGGGCGUUGGCCUCCUCUUGCUCAAGAAGUUAUCAGAGGCGCAAGCGUUGGGAGACAAGAUCUUGGCUGUGAUCCCUGGCUCUGCUGUCAGACAAAACAGCAACGAGACGUACAUUACUGUACCUCAUGGGCCCUCGCAAUCUGAUCUUUACGAAGAGGUGCUACGAUUCUCGCGCAUGACGCCCGACGACGUUACUUAUGUUGAAGCUCACGGAACUGGGACGCCUGUGGGUGACCCGAUUGAGUUUGAGAGUAUUCGACGAACGUUUGGUGGUUUGCGGCGCCAGACAAAACAGCUUUUACAUGUUGGUUCAAUCAAGGCAAACAUCGGGCACACGGAGAGUGCGUCUGGGGUUGCUGCUGUGAUCAAAGCGGUGUUGAUGAUUCAUCACAAACGGAUUCCCCCUCAAGCCAGCUUCACGGCACUGAACCCUCAGAUCACACUUUCGGAGUCGGACAGGAUCGCCAUCACCACAACUGGCAUUGAAUGGAAAUCUCCGGGGCCACUGACAAUUUGUGUUAACAACUAUGGAGCCUCGGGAAGUAACGCAGCACUUAUUGUUACAGAGCCGCCAUCGCCAUGUGUGGCCAUUGCUCGGACGACGAACAACAGCCGCCUUCCGAAGGAUACCCCGUUCCCAUUCAUCGUUACAGCCUCUAGCCAACAAUCCCUGUCUGCCAAUAUUGGUGUUCUGCGCAAACAAAUCCUGAAGCAAUUUGCGAUGUCGCCCAACCAACAGGAACAAGCCCGCUUGGCUGAUCUUUCCUUCAGCGUCGUAUCAGGGCAAAAUCCAUCGUUGCCUUUUGCAGCCACUUUCGACGCCGCCAGCAUGGAUCAACUCACCGAGCGUCUUGAUGAGUCCAGUACCUCGGGCAUUUGGAAUGUAAAUUUACCGAGUCAGUCUCGGCCUGUCGUCAUGGCAUUCGGUGGCCAGAAUUCGAAGUUCGUCGCCCUUGAUAAGGACACAUACGAAUCCUGUGCCCUUCUCCGGCACCAUCUUGAUUGCUGCCAGAGCGAGCUUAAGUCUCAGGGAUUUCCUGGAAUACUUCCCUACAUUUUCCAGUCCGAGCCAAUCGAAGACCCUGUCAUCUUGCAUUCUGCACUCUUCAGCAUGCAGUACUCUUGUGCGAAGGCUUGGAUUGAUUCCGGUCUCACAGUCGCCAAACUGGUAGGCCAUAGCUUUGGCGAGCUCACAGCCACUUGUGUUUCUGGCAUAUUGUCACUAUCCGACGGCCUCAAGCUUGUGGCAGGGCGUGCGCGACUGAUGAAGGAGAAAUGGGGUCCGGACCCUGGUUCCAUGCUACUUGUCGAGACUGAUCCGGUUUCUUUGGGUCGACUCUUGAAUUCAGACACAGUCACUGUCGAAGUGGCCUGCCACAAUGGCCCACGACUGACUGUCAUUUCCGGAUCGAAAUCGGAGGUGGAACAAGCUGAGCAGUUCAUCAAACUGGAUCCCACAGCUCAAAAUGCCAAGACAAAGAUUCUCGACGUCCCGUACGCCUUCCAUUCGCGCUUCACGGAGCCAAUUCUUCACGAUCUCGAAGUUCUUGCUGCGGGACUCGUUUUCCGGAAACCUUCCAUACCUGUCGAGACCUGUCUUGACCGGGAUACGGAAUGUUUACCCUGGCCUCAACGUGUCAGAGAACACACCCGAAGACCAGUAUUCUUCCAUCAAGCUAUCAUCAAGAUUCACGAGGAACUUGCUGGCUGUUGCUGGCUGGAAGCCGGGACGAACUCUGGCAUUACGACCAUGGCCCGCAGAGCGUUGGGAGAGGAAGCAUCUCAACACACAUUUUACGGGAUGAAUUUGCGGGAUAGGACAUCACUGCGAGACUCUUUGACUCAAGUUACCAUUGGUUUGUGGAAAGAGUCGCAAUCGGUCACUUUCUGGGACUUUCAUACUUGCCAGAGAGGGAUGUACUCCUAUGUACCGUUCCUACCACCGUAUCAGUUUGAGAAGACUCGCCACUGGCUUGAAUGGAGAGACACAGUCGGACCCUUGGAAUUCGACUCUUCAGCCAAACACAGCAGCACCACGCCCGCUCCGCGUCGCCUCCUUACUUUAACGCGGAAGACUGAAGCCAAUCUCGAAUUCAAUGUCGAUCCUCAGCAUGAAACGUGGAAGCGCCUUAUACAAGGGCAUGCAGUUGUGGGCCAGCCCCUAUGCCCAGCCCCAUUAUACAUGGAACUGGCGGCACAAGCUGCGCUUACGGCUUUGGGGCACGAAGAGACCAAAGGAUUCUCAGCAACAUGGAAGAAGAUUCAAAUCGACGAAGCCCUCGGCCUGGGGGAAGGAUGCCGUAUCGUACUUUCCCUCUCCAAGAUCGAACACUCGCAGUCUUGGAAGUUCUGCGUGAUGUCUUCAUCUCUGGCAGAUCCUCAACUGCGGCCAAGCAUGCAUGCAUCAGGAGAGGUUAGUCUUGUAUCCAAACAAGACGCCGAAGACGACUCCGAAUUUCUCCAAUACGAAACCGCACUUCGCCACACUGUCCGACAGCUUCCAGCCGCUGAUGUAACCGACACCGUAGCACUUAGGGGUCCGCUGGUUUACUCAGUGUUUUCCCGUGUCGUCACGUACGAUGAGAUGUACAAGGGUGUCUGGGACAUUUUCGCUAAAGGGGAUGAAGCGAUCAGUCGAGUCAAGCUGGCUUCCGAGUGCAACCUCGAAGGAUUUGACAAGAUGAUAACGGACCCGUUGGCUUUGGACAACUUUGUCCAGGUGUCUGGCAUCCAUGUGAACGCUUUGAGUGGACUGUGUUCUGAGAACGAGGUUUUCGUUUGCACGCGAAUCACUAAGGUGGAGAUCCAUCCAAGCUUUUCGCUGACUCCGUCGAGACAAUGGAAAGUUCUGUCCAUGUACCGCGAGUACGACCCGAGGAAUAUCGAUAACGACAUAUAUGUUUACGACGAAGCAACCGGAAAAAUUGUUGUUAUCAUUCACGGCGCGAGAUUCACUCGGAUGUUGAUAAAAUCUCUUGUUCGAGCGUUGUCUUCAAAAAACGCAGGGGGGAAAGUCGGCGGCGUCGUUGUCGAAGAUUUUCAAGAGAAGAAGAUGGAGGACUCUGUCCCCGCGAUAGACUUUCAAUCCCAAACAGCCGUGUCACGCGCAGACGACACCCCAUCAAAAGUUGUCAGCGACGAGGAUGUCUUUUGCCUCCUGGCAAGAGUUGCAGAGAUCGAUCUCGGCGCCAUCGCAAACGAUGCUUCGCUUGCUGACCUGGGCAUUGACUCCCUCUUGUCGAGUGAGGUGCUCAACGAAGUCAACGAAACCUUUUUGGUCGAUUUGAGUGCGGAGGAGUAUCAGAGUCUGCUCUCCGUAGGAGAUUUGGUUCAAUGCAUACGUGCUCGCAGCCCGUCGUCCAACGCCAUCAGGUUGAUGACCAGUCCGCCUACCCGAGGCGCUUCCCCCACAUUCAGUGAGGCCAACGACCCCGAAAGCACUGGUUCGUCAACGCCAACAUCUACUUCGAGUGAGUUCGCAGUCAUGAAGUUGGAGUCAAAAACACAAAGUUUCGACGAUGUGGGGGGUUCAGAAAGUCUGCGCAGGGCAUAUGAAGUGUUCAAAGACAUCAAGAAUGGGUCCGAUGACUAUGCGAAGACCUACGGUUCAAUCAGAUUUUGGGACGACGUGUAUCCCAUUCAAGCUUCUCUGGUUACGCAAUACGUGGUCGACGCUCUCCCGCAACUUGGAUGCGAUCUAUCAGUCUUCAAGGCUGGGGAUGAACUCCCAACCAUUCAAUAUCUCCCGAAGUACGCUCUUCUUGCAUCACAACUUUUCGAGAUUCUGGAAGACGCAAGACUGGUCCGUCGAAAGGGAAAUGUCUGGGUCCGCGCUGAUACGCCUGUCCCUAAGCAGUCUGUGGUUGAACGGCUGCAGGAAGCCGUGCAACGAUUCCCUCGACAUGCAUCCGAACACAAACUCCUCAACAUCACGGGGAGCUCUUUGGCGGACUGCAUGACUGGAGCAGCUGACCCUCUGACUCUGGUGUUCAGGAAUAAGGAGAAUGCCAAUAUCCUGGAAGAUGUGUACACCAAUGGCCCCUUCUAUCUAGCAGCCAGCAAACAGCUUUGCUCUUUUCUCGAGAAAGCAUUGAGUGCUCUGAAAAAAGGCAACGGACAACCAAUUCAUAUUCUCGAGAUUGGUGGUGGGACAGCAUCGACUACGAAACACGUCCUUCGGAUGUUGGGAGAUGCCGGAAUACCAUUCGUCUACGCUUUCACAGACGUUUCUGCGGGACUGGUCGCUGGGGCCAAGAGAAAAUUACCCGGCUUACUGAGUCAAUCAAUUGGACGGCUAGAGUUCCAGACUUUGAACGCCACAAAAAGUCCCCCUUCCGAUAUGACUGGAAAGUUUGACCUCGUCCUUUCAACCAACUGCAUCCACGCCACUGCUGAUUUAUCCGUUUCACUCACAAAUAUUCGACAAAUGUUAAAACCACACGGAAUUGUCACGCUUGUUGAGUUCACUAAAAACCUGUUCUGGUUUGAUCUUGUCUUCGGACUCAUGGAUGGCUGGUGGUCGAUGACGGAUGGAAGAAAGCACGUUCUUGCCGACGAGUUCUUUUGGAAGAGAAGCUUCGAGCAGGCCGGGUUUGGGCACGUCGAUUGGACCGGAGGCGAGCUGGCUGAGUCUAACAUGCUUCGCAUCAUCACGGGAUUCAAAACGCGCCCCGACGUUGGAGACAUCAUCCCGAAGAAACGUUUCGACAUCCAAACGGUGAUGUUCAAACAGACUGGACAGAAUCGCCUAUUUGCCGACGUAUAUCUUCCGCCUUCCGAUGAGUUGAUGUCACAAACAUGGUCAGUCGGCCUUCUCUUCCAUGGGGGCGGUCACAUCAGCCUCUCGCGCCAUGACAUCAAUACCAAGCAUGUCCAGCGUUUGCUUGACAACGGCAUCUUACCAGUUGCGGUUGACUACAGGCUGUGUCCUGAGAUGCCUCUUCCGGAGGGUGCCAUGGCUGACGCAUGCUCCGCUCUACAGUGGGCCCGUCAUGAGUUACCCUUCAUGAACUUGAACCGACCAGGUCUUCGCAUUGGUCCCAAGGUUGUUGGGAUUGGCUGGUCAAGUGGUGGUCACUUAGCCAUGACUCUGGCGUGGACAUCUUUGGAACAGAGGAUCGAGCCGCCCAAUGCGAUUCUUGCAUUCUACAGCCCUUCAAAAUUGGAAGAUGAGUCAUGGUUUCAACCAAACUUUCCUUCUGGCACCCAAAGCCUUGCCAAGCGGGGUUAUGAUUUGCUUGAAGCUGUUCAGAACUAUCCAAUCACCGAAAGCCGAGUGAUGAAAAAUGGAAGGCCAGUUGCGCCUGGUCAGCUCUUGCCUAUAUGGUUGGACGGACUACCCAGCAAAGGGCAGAUUCCGCAGUCAGCGUCUGCGAGCGACUAUGAGACGCUGCAAAGGCCGACUCGGGAGCGUAUCAUGGCCAUUAGUCCACACGCCCAGGUCAUUAACGGGACGUAUCGCACACCUACAUUCCUCGUUCACGGGACGGAAGACGACCUCGUUCCUGUCCAGCAAGCCAGAGACAUGAGUGAGUCCCUUGCAGCGCACGGGGUUGAGUCAGGGAUUGCGAUCAUUGAUGGCGCGUCGCAUUUGUUAGAUCUUGAUGAGGAUUCAAAUGGAAGUAUUGCGGCAGAGGUAGAAAAGGGAUUUGCGUUUUUACGCCAUGCAGUGGCAUAG
Colletotrichum aenigma is the source of this 6345-nucleotide messenger RNA. RefSeq names its product Methylphloroacetophenone synthase (gene mpas-0). Gene Ontology annotation, molecular function: fatty acid synthase activity; 3-oxoacyl-[acyl-carrier-protein] synthase activity. NCBI's taxonomy places the organism in Eukaryota, Fungi, Ascomycota, Sordariomycetes, Glomerellales, Glomerellaceae. The record is from RefSeq and is a predicted model, not a curated record. The transcript has 5 exons. Bases 1 to 6345 code for a protein of 2114 amino acids. Gene Ontology annotation, biological process: fatty acid biosynthetic process; secondary metabolite biosynthetic process.